UGUCUUUGUGAAGGACCCCACUACAUUCACCACCACCUCCGCUUCUAACUCUGUCCUAUCUUCUCUGUCUGCUUUCCUUUCCCCUUUUCUCUCUCAAAUGCGCCACUUUUGCUCUACUGUCUGUUAUAAAGCUCAGUGUCCCGUUUAUUAAUUAAAUAAAGCAUCCAAUUUGAGUACAGUUGGUCCACAUUCACUUGUUCCAUUCUUGCCUUCUUUCCCAUCAGCAUUAAUCAUCGUCUUCUUGUUUUCUUGCGGAAAGAGAAGGAACAAAGCAUAUACUGACUUCCAAAGAGAAGAACCCUUUGGAAAUUUGAAGUGGUUUCUGUACUGUACAGUCCGAAACCCCUUUUCCAGGCAGGAGAGAUGAGUGAGAAGAACAACAUUAUAUCUUCAAAAGGCUGUUCCAAAAUGACCCACUUGGAUUUUCUCAAGAAAUUUAAGUUCUCGAAGCCUCAUGAGCCUACCCCUGCUAUUCUUGGAUGCUUCUUCUUCAGUCUCUGCUUAAUCUUUUGCCUCUUUUUGUUGGAUUACAGGAUUGUCAAUGGUUUGAAUUGGCAGUCGUUGGUAAUCACUGGGUGGUUUAAGUCCAAUGUUUCUUCACGUGGGCAGCCAUUGUUAAUCACUGGAUUUACGUCCAAUGUUUCUUCACGUGACCAGUCAGUGUUAUUUACUGGGGUUAAGGCAAAUGCUUCUUUGCUAGAAUCCAAAAAGUUGGGAUUUCUUGAAGUAGGUGCGGAAGGCUGUGAUAUAUCUCAAGGGAAUUGGGUAUGGGAUGAGAGCUAUCCGCUUUACCAACCACAAGAUUGUAUGUUCUUGGAUGUGGGCUUUCGGUGUACUGAGAAUGAUAGACGUGAUAAUUUCUAUACCAAGUGGCGCUGGCAACCUAAAGACUGCAAUUUGCCCAGAUUUGAUGCAAGAGUUAUGCUGGAAAAACUGCGAGGCAAACGGCUGGUGUUUGUAGGAGAUUCUGUAGGAAGAAACCAAUGGGAGUCGCUUCUUUGCAUGCUAUCUUCUCCUGUUCCUGACAAAACUUCAAUAUACGAAGUUAAUGGGAGCCCGAUCACAAAGCACUCAGGCUCUUUAGUUUUUAAAUUCAGGGAUUUUAACUGCACAGUUGAGUACUACAGAGCUCCGUUUCUAGUGCUGCAGAGCCGAGCGCCUAAUGGGGCACCAGAAAACGUUAAAUUGACAUUGAAGCUGGACCAAAUGGAUUGGAGCUCCGUGCACUGGAAGGGUGCAGAUUUGCUGGUUUUCAACACAGGGCACUGGUGGAAUUAUCAGAAGACCAUUAGAGGGGGCUGUUACUUCCAAGAAGGAGCUGAGAUCAAGAUGGAGAUGACUGUAGAAAAUGCCUUGCAAAGGUCCAUUAAGGCUUUGACGGACUGGAUAAGUCGUGAAGUAAAUUUGUCAAAGACUCAUUUGAUCUUCCGAGGCUAUGCUCCAGUACAUUUCAGAGGUGGGGACUGGAGGACUGGUGGUAGCUGUCACCGGGAGACACAACCCAACUUGAGUCCAACACCUUUGUCUUCAUAUAUUGAGUACAACAUUCUUGUUAAUGGCUUAUCAGAACAUCUCAGAUUGGGAAAUGUAGAAUUCUUGAACGUGACUAGCAUGACAUCUCAGAGAAAAGAUGGUCACCCUUCCUUGUACUACUUAGAGCCUGGAGUUGGACCGGCUCCCGUCCACCGCCAAGACUGCAGUCAUUGGUGCCUCCCUGGUGUCCCUGAUUCUUGGAACGAACUCCUCUAUGCAGUUUUUCUCAAACGGGAAAUUUCUCGUAGGCGUGUUUGACAAAAAUCUUCUUGUUUCUAACGAGGAAAUCACCUCGUGUGAUUCAGAGCAUAAAGCAACAUUAAUGGUAAUGAGUAGCUACUGCUGCUUCAGGGAAAUGCCUGCAUAUGGUUUUCAUCAGCUGAUGAAUGCUGCAGCUCGAGUUUCAGUGACGCAUAAUAUACGUAACAAUUCAAAGAAGGAAACAUGAGAUUCCUACCAGUUUGAUUACUUGAAAUCGUAAUACGACUGACUAGUGGUCGAGGGUUGUGUCCUCGACUCCACAGUUGCAGAGGAGUCGGGACUUUUGUGCAUAUGUGAGAUAUCAACAGAGGAACUCAAGAGGCAUGCUCCUUUCGGGAAAUGAGAGUCGGAAGAGUUCUUAUUUUGGAUAGCCAGAAACACUCGUGUGAAGCUAGUUUUUGGCUUUUCUUGCAUUUUUGGCGCUGACAAAGCAUCUUGACUAGUAUAUACAAAAUAAACUGGUGUUUGAACAAGAUGAUUUUUUGUGAUUUUUGCUUGAAAAUGGGGGUCGUUUAUGCUGUCUUUCCGACGCUGAUUCUCGGUGAUUAUCUUCGCAAUUCCUCA
Sesamum indicum (sesame) is the source of this 2358-nucleotide messenger RNA. Its product is annotated as protein trichome birefringence-like 11. Lineage: Eukaryota; Viridiplantae; Streptophyta; Magnoliopsida; Lamiales; Pedaliaceae. The record is from RefSeq and is a predicted model, not a curated record. Gene Ontology annotation, molecular function: O-acetyltransferase activity. Gene Ontology annotation, cellular component: Golgi apparatus.